CCUGGCUGGGGCCCGGCUGGUGCUGCGCCGCGUCGGGGCUGCGAGGCGAGGCCGGCGGGAUGGAGGCCGUGCCCCGCAUGCCCAUGAUCUGGCUGGACCUCAAGGAGGCGGGAGAGUUCGGCUUCCACCAGGCCGUCAAGAAGUUUGUCCUGAAGAACUAUGGUGAAAAUCCAGAGACCUACAAUGAAGAGCUGAAGAAGCUGGAGCAGCUGAGGCAGAACGCCGUCAACGUGCCCAGGGACUUUGAAGGCUGCAGCAUCCUGCGCAAGUACUUUGGGCAGCUGCACUACCUGCAGAGCCGCAUCCCGAUGGGAGCAGAGCAUGAAGCAGCCGUCCCCAUUACCUGGACUGAGAUCUUCUCCGGCAAGACGGUGACGCAUGAGGACAUCAAAUAUGAGCAGGCCUGCAUCCUGUAUAAUCUGGGCGCAUUGCAUUCCAUGCUCGGAGCAAUGGACAAAAGGGUAUCCGAGGAGGGCAUGAAGGUCUCCUGUACCCAUUUCCAGUGUGCAGCGGGGGCGUUUGCUUACCUUCGGGACCACUUCCCUCAUUCCUACAGCGUAGACAUGAGCCAUCAGAUCCUUAACCUCAAUAUCAACCUCAUGCUGGGCCAAGCCCAGGAGUGCCUUCUGGAGAAGUCAAUGCUGGACAACCGCAAGAGCUUCCUUGUGGCCAGGAUCAGCGCCCAGGUGGUGGAUUACUACAAAGAAGCGUGUCGAGCUUUGGAGAACUCUGAAACAGCCUCACUGCUGGGGAAGAUUCAGAAGGACUGGAAGAAGCUGGUGCAGAUGAAGAUCUACUAUUUCGCUGCCGUGGCUCAUUUGCACAUGGGUAAGCAGGCGGAGGAGCAGCAGAAGUACGGCGAGAGGGUCAUCUACUUCCAGAGUGCUCUGGACAAGCUCAAUGAAGCCAUCAAACUGGCCAAGGGUCAGCCUGAGACAGUGCAGGAAGCCCUGAGGUUCACCAUGGAUGUCAUUGGAGGAAAGUACAACUCUGCCAAAAAGGACAACGACUUCAUCUACCACGAGGCUGUCCCUGCUCUGGAUACCUUGCAGUCGGUGAAAGGUGCACCUCUUGUGAAAGCCCUUCCUGUCAACCCCACAGACCCGGCUGUCACAGGCCCUGACAUUUUUGCCAAGCUGGUUCCAAUGGCUGCCCAUGAGGCCUCUUCACUCUACAGCGAAGAGAAGGCCAAGCUGCUGAGAGAAGUGAUGGCCAAGAUCGACGCCAAAAACGAAGUCCUGGAACAAUUCAUGGACUCGUUGCAGCUGGACCCCGAGACCGUCGACAACCUGGACAUGUACAACCACAUCCCGCCCGUCUUGAUGGAGAAAUGCGCAGCGCUCAGCGUGCGCCCAGAGACCGUGAAAAACCUUGUUCAGUCCAUGCAGGUGCUCUCUGGUGUUUUCACGGACGUCGAAGCAUCUCUGAAGGAGAUCAAGGACCUUCUGGACGAGGACGAGGCCCAGGAGCAGAAGCUGCGAGAGGCGCUGGGGGGGAAGCUGCCCCCGCAGCAGGGCUCCCCUCCCACCCCGCCCUCCUCCGGGCUGGCGGAAGUAGCCAAGGAAUGGGCCAAGUAUAUGGAGGUGCACGAGAAGGCCAGCUUCACCAACACGGAGCUCCACAAGGCCAUGAACCUGCACAUCAGCAACCUGCGGCUGCUCAGCGGCCCCCUGGAGCAAGUGAGGGCCGCCUUGCCCACCCCCAGCCUGACGGAAGACGACCAGCAGGCAAUGCAGACCUUGAAGAGGAUCCUGGCCAAAGUGCAGGAGAUGAAGGACCAGCGGGUCUCCCUGGAGCAGCAGCUGCGCGAGAUGAUCCAGAAGGACGACAUCACCACCUCGCUGGUGACGACGGACCGGUCUGAGAUGAAGAAACUCUUCGAGGAGCAGCUGAAGAAAUAUGACCAGAUCAAGGUCUACUUAGAACAGAACUUGACCGCCCAGGAGAACAUCCUCAAAGCCCUGACGGACGCCAACGUCAAGUACGCGGCCGUGCGCAAGGUCCUGGUAGAGGUGGAACACAAGUGGAACACCUCUUUGCAGACACUGGUGGCUUCCUAUGAGGCUUACGAGGACCUAAUGAAGAAAUCCCAGGAAGGGAAGGAUUUCUACGCCGACUUGGAAAGCAAAGUGGCCAAACUGCUGGAGAAAUCCCGGACUGCUUGCAAGGGAGCUGAGGUGGCCAGGCAGCAGCUCCUGGACAGGGAACUGAAGAAGAGGCCCCCUGCCAGGCCCACCACCCCCAAGCCGCCACUCCAGAAGAAGACCUCCGACCUUGAGCUGCCUGACCCCCUGCCCCUCGGCUCUCUCUCCCUGGCCGACCUCCCGGAGGAGCUCCGCAGCCUGCCCCCGGAAGUCCUGGGGGCUCACCUGGCGCAGCUGCCGCCAGACGCCUUGGCCGCCCUGGGUCUGGACCCCGCCUUCCCCCAUGCCAGCCUGCGAGCGGCCCCUGGCCAGGAAGCCUUCUCUGCCCCCCAGCCAGGCCAGGCCAGGCCUCCCUUCGGCCCGGGCCAGAUGUCGGCCCAAGGUGCCCCUCACAGGCACUACCCGCCACCCAGAGUCCCAGCCAGCUCCGCACAAGCCCCUUACCCGCCGGCCUCCCACCAGAUGCCACCUUCUGCCCCCCAAGCAGCCCUGCCACCGAUGAGCUCCGCCCCCUCCUCAGCCGCCUACCCACCCAGCGCCAGUGUCAUGCGGGGCCCAGCUGCGCAGCCCGCCUACCCUCUGCCCCCUCAGCACACCUCCCCGCAGCACCUCCCCAUGCCCGUCUCCACUCCCCCGCGGGGCAUGGUUUACGGCAUGGGGCAGCUGGCCCCCAACAGCGGGGCCUUCCCGGCCAGCCACUCCACCCCUCUGGCAGUUAGGGCCCCCGCUCCCUCCCCACACCAGUACGGCGUCGGCAGCUUCCCGCCGGGGGUCCGGCCGGCCACCACCACCGUCGACAGCAUCCAGGCCCCUAUCUCGAGCUGUGCGGCCCCCAGGGGCAUGGCCGGGCCGCUCCCCCAGUGGCCAGGGCCUCCUCCACAGCAGGGUGGCUUUGCAGGACCUCAAGGGACCCCCAGCGCUCAGUUCCCCUACCCGCAGCCUUGCGGGCCCCCUUUCAUGCAGCAGGUCCUGCCGCCUUACUCCUCUGCUCAACCUCCACAGGCCUUCUCCCCCCAUGGGCCCCUCCAGCCCCCGAUGGACCGGCAGGUCCGCCCCCAGCCCCUCGGCCCGCCCCCUCAGCAGUACACACCCCAGUUCCUGGCUCAGGCCCAAAUGCCCCAGCAGCAGCCACCCUUCCAUCACCCCUUUCCGGCUCAGGUCUGCGCCCCGCAAGCCGUCCUCGGACAGGGCCACCCCGUCCAACUGGGAGCCCAGCACUACCAGCUUGGGCCGCCCCACGACAAGCUGCCUCGGGGCCACACCCUGCCUCCCCACUCCUUGACCUACCCCACGGCCGUGUCGCACGGCCCCAACAUUUCCAUGGGCAUGAUGGGGCCCGGACAGCAGCAGCAACAGCAGCAGCUGCCCCUUCGCCCGUCGCUCGCUUCCAUCCAGCCCUUGCCCGCCGGAUCGCCAGCCCAGGUUGCCUUUGGUGCUGGCCCGGCGCCCCUGGGCCCUGGGACUCCCCAGAUCCCUCCAGGUGCCCCUAUGCCCCUGGGAGGACAGCCCCAGCCCGUCAGCCAGGCCCUCCCUCACCACGUCCCUCCCGCACCCAGCCCUGCCCUGGCGCAGUUGCCAGGCGCGGCAGUGGUGUCGGGCGUUGCUUUGCCCUCGCCGGCGCCCUCGCCGCAGCCUUCCCUGACUCUUCCGGCUCCCUCUCUCUUGCCCCCCUCGGGGCCUCUCCCGCAGCUGCCCCCCUCCUCUCUGGCGCCCGGCGGGGCCGCCCCACUAGCACAGGGCCCCUCGGACGCCUCCCGCUUCCCCCGGCAGAACUCGUCCACUGAUGACCUCCUGUCCUCCAGCCCCGAGAGCCAGCACGGGGGCGCCAAGGCCUCGGUGGGGCAGCCCCUCCUGCAGCCCACCAAGGCGGACGCCAAGGAGGGGCUGAAGCCGAAAGCUGUGCAGCUGAUCGAGAAGGACCCCUACGAGAAGCCCGAACACAUCCGGCGGCUCCUGUCGGAGCUGGAGCGCUUCCAGGACGUGGUGGGCGCCCUCGAGAAGCCAGCCCCUUCCUCGGGGAGCGCCAGUGAGCUGGACGGCAUCUGGAAGGAGCUGCAGGACGCCCAGGAGAAAGACGCCCGCCAGCUGUCCAUCGCCAUCGCCCGCUGCUACUCCAUGAAGAACCGCCACCAGGACAUCAUGCCCUACGACAAGAACCGCAUUGUCCUGCAGUCGGGCAAGGACGACUACAUCAACGCCAGCCGCAUCGAAGACCUCUCCUCCUACUGCCCCACCAUCAUCGCCACCCAGGCCCCCCUGGUGGGCACAGCCUCCGACUUCUGGCUCAUGAUCUACGAGCAGAAAGUGUCCGUCGUCGUCAUGCUGGUUUCCGAGCAGGAGAUCGAGAAACAAAAGGUUGUCCGCUACUUCCCCACGGAGCGGGGCCAGCCCAUGGUCCACGGCCUCCUCACCCUGGUCCUCACCAGCGUGAAGGCCACCCCGACGCACGUGGAACGCAUGAUCACGCUGCAGUUCCGAGACCAGAGCUUGAAGCGCACCGUUAUCCACCUCCAGUUCUCCUCCUGGCCAGAGCUUGGCCUCCCGGACAGCAAAGGAGACCUGCUUCGCUUCAUUCAGGAGGUGCACAGCCAUUACCUCCACCAGCGGCCGCUCCACACCCCCAUCGUCGUCCAUUGCAGCUCUGGCGUGGGCCGCACCGGCGCCUUCUGCCUCUUGUACGCCGCCAUGCAGGAAGUGGAGGCCGGCAACAGCAUCCCGGACUUGCCGCAGCUGGUGAAGAAGAUCCGCCAGCAGAGGAAGCACAUGCUGCAGGAGAAGCUCCACCUCAAGUUCUGCUACGAGUCUCUCCUGAAGCAUGCCAAGCAGGUGCUGCAGAGACACGGGGUCACGGCGCCCUCCGCCAGCAAGCCUGCCAGCAGCGCUGCCCAGAAGCCCUAUAUCCACCAGGACCCCCAGGAUCUGGUCCUGGGUGCCGACAUGCCCAUCAGCUCCAUCCAGGCCACCAUCGCCAAGCUCAGCAUCCGGCCUCCCUCGGGAGGGGCAGAGCCCUCGUCCGCCAACGGGCAGCAGCUGGAGCCCCUGCCCUUGGCCGUCCCAGCGCCGCCUGCCGGCCCCCCUCAGACCGCCUUUGCCGAUCUCGGCUGCCCCGUUACCAGCACAGAGCCGGCCCCCGCGCUCUCCCCGCCAGCCACCCCUGCCCCAGCGGCGCCCGAGGCUGCCGGGUGCUGCACGGCCGAGAACAGCAACCAUCUGGAAGAGGAGAGUCAGGAAGAGACCGAAGCCCCGCCGGCGCCUCCUGGCGCAGAGUCCUCUGCCGCUCCGGCCACGGCCCCGUCCUCCUCGUCCCUGGAGCUCCUGGCCUCACUGACCCCCGAGGCCUUCACACUGGACAACAGCCUCAAGGGCAGGCACAAGGUCAGCAAGCAGAGCUUCCUCCAGCCCCAGAACGGGGAAGGCCUGCGUGGCACCCGCCCCAGCGACGACCCCCUCAGCAUGCUUGACCCGCUGUGGACACUUAACAAGACAUGAGAGGAAGGAGGGCGUCACACCGACCCGAGACUGCUGCUGCUAACGCCGCCACCGAUGCAUUUUGAGGACUAGGAACUUGGGAGGGCGAGGGAGGAAAGGUGGCUGGUUCGCACUCUGCUCAGCAUGCAGCUUUUCCAGCUCGAGACUGGCCACAGCCAGGAAGCCUCUGCUGCGCCAGGAGCCACGCAGUGCCCACUCGACUCGCGUCCUUUUCCCCCCUCUCCCGCCCCUUCAGUUUCCCAUCGGCUGUGUCUGAACGGCUGGAGGCGUGCAGGAGGAUUUUUCUGAGCCGGUUGUUCCUUUCUCCCACUUUGUGCCUGCCUCCAAGUGCCACGGGAAGGACGGAAUCUGUAAAUUGGCCUUUGGAGGGGCAGGAAUCAUGGGAGGCGGUUUGGACAGAGCAGGACGUGUGGUUUGAUUUCCACUGCGGACAUAGGCGGUUACCCAGCUGGAGAAGCCCCCCCCGAGGUGAUUUUCCCGACCAGAGGAAGGUUUUGAAACACAGCCAAGGUAACCCAGUCCUAGGUGGACUAGUUCCCCGCCUCUUCAGCUAAAGGGCUUUGACUCCCACCCCCUGCUGCCACCCUUGGUGUCCCCAAGGCUUUGAGAUGUAGCACUUCAGGCCUCCUACGUCCUCAUCUCCUCCUUAAACUGCCUCUGGCAAGACCCCCUUUUGCUCCCGUCUACUGACUUCCACUCUGAAUGGGGUAUCCAAGACCCAACCAACCCCCUUUGAGCUGGCGAGAGCCCAUUUGGGACCAAGCAGCUACGUUUGAUCGGCUUGCAUGAAAGGUGCGUGGAGUGUCUUUUUAGCUGCUAGGCGAAGGUGCAGGAGACGUGCUUUCUCAGCAGCCUCCAAAGCUGCUCCCAUGUCUUGCCGGCCCCACCUUCCGUUUCUUGUUUGGCCAGGCCGGUUGCAUUUUGUUGCCCUUACAUUCCAGCGAGGGAUCCCCGUCUUAGCUCAGAGGCCAGGUCAAGUCACCCAGCUG
Podarcis raffonei (Aeolian wall lizard) is the source of this 6622-nucleotide messenger RNA. RefSeq names its product protein tyrosine phosphatase non-receptor type 23 (gene PTPN23). The coding region runs from base 60 to 5633 and encodes 1857 amino acids. The record is from RefSeq and is a predicted model, not a curated record. Gene Ontology annotation, biological process: early endosome to late endosome transport; protein dephosphorylation; protein transport to vacuole involved in ubiquitin-dependent protein catabolic process via the multivesicular body sorting pathway. Lineage: Eukaryota; Metazoa; Chordata; Lepidosauria; Squamata; Lacertidae. The transcript is spliced from 25 exons. Gene Ontology annotation, molecular function: protein tyrosine phosphatase activity; protein binding. Gene Ontology annotation, cellular component: endosome.